AUGACUGUCACUGUAGAUAAUGCAAGUUCAAAUGAUGUUGGCAUUCAAUAUUUGAAAAGAAGGUUUGAAAGUUGGAAGACAUUAGUUUUGGGUGGUCGGUUUUUACACAUGAGAUGUUGUGCUCACAUAUUAAGUUUAACCGUUAAAGAAGGAUUGAAAGAAAGUGAUGUGUCAAUAAAAAGAAUUCGUUGUGCUGUUAGGUAUGUAAGAUCAUCGGGUGCUAGAUUGCAAAAGUUCAUGAGUUGUGUUAAACAAGAAAAGUUGGAGUCAAAACGUUUUCUUUGUUUAGAUGUGGAUACUAGGUGGAAUUCCACUUUUUUAAUAUUGGAAGGUGCUUUGGCAUAUCGUAGGGCUUUUGAUUUGCUUGAAUGUUCAGAUGGUGGUAAAUUUAGGUAUGAGUUACUUAAGACAGGCGGGGUGCCUGAACCUAGUGAUUGGGAUCGUGUUGCCUCUUUUCUUCCUUUACUUAAAAUAUUCUAUGAUGCUACUCUACGAGUUUCCGGCUCGUUGUAUAUCACCUCUAAUGUGUAUUUACAAGAACUUGUUGGGAUUAGUGUGUUAAUCAAGAAAAAAAUGUUGAGUAAUGAUGCGGGGGUGAGUUUAAUGGCUAGUGGAAUGAAGAAAAAGCAUGACAAGUAUUGGGAAAAUGUUGAUAAUGUGAAUCUCUUGUUGUAUAUUGCUGUCAUUCUUGAUCCUAGGCGGAAAAUGGGAUAUACUAAAUGGGCAAUUAAUCAACAAUAUGAUUCUGAAAAAGCUAAGUACUUGUGUGAUAAAGUGAUGCAAACUCUGAAUGACAUAGUUUGA
This is a messenger RNA of Chenopodium quinoa (quinoa), 804 nucleotides long. RefSeq names its product zinc finger BED domain-containing protein RICESLEEPER 2-like. The record is from RefSeq and is a predicted model, not a curated record. Bases 1 to 804 code for a protein of 267 amino acids. Gene Ontology annotation, molecular function: DNA binding. The transcript is spliced from 2 exons. Lineage: Eukaryota; Viridiplantae; Streptophyta; Magnoliopsida; Caryophyllales; Amaranthaceae.